AUGAUGGAUAUCACCGAGACCCACACAUCCAGUAAGAGUAUAGAGCAUGAUGUGAUAUCACCGAGACCCACACUCCAGUGAGAGUAUAGAACAUGAUGUGAUAUCACUGAGACCCACACCCAGUAAGAGUAUAGAGCAUGAUGUGAUAUCACCGAGACCCACACUCAGUGAGAGUAUAGAACAUGAUGUGAUGUCACUGAGACCCACACUCCGUGAGAGUAUAGAACAUGAUGUGAUAUCACGAGACCCACACUCAGUAAGAGUAUAGAACAUGAUGUGAUAUCACCGAGACCACACUCCGUUAGAGUUUAGAACAUGAUGUGAUAUCACCGAGACCCACACUCAGUGAGAGUAUAGAACAUGAUGUGAUAUCACCGAGACCCACACUCAGUGAGAGUACAGUACAUGAUGUGAUAUCACCGAGACCCACACUCAGUGAGAGUAUAGAACAUGAUGUGAUAUCACCGAGACCCACACUCAGUGAGAGUAUAGAACAUGAUGUGAUAUCACCGAGACCCACACUCUGUGAGAGUAUAGAACAUGAUGUGAUAUCACUGAGACCCACACUCCGUGAGAGUAUAGAACAUGAUGUGAUAUCACUGAGACCCACACUCAGUGAGAGUAUAGAACAUGAUGUGAUGUCACUGAGACCCACACUCAGUGAGAGUAUAGAACAUGAUGUGAUAUCACCGAGACCCACACUCUGUGAGAGUAUAGAACAUGAUGUGAUAUCACAGAGACCGACACUCAGUGAGACUAUAGAACAUGAUGUGAUAUCACCGAGACCCACACUCAGUGAGAGUAUAGAACAUGAUGUAUAUCACCCACACUCCGUGAGAGUAUAG
Molecule: messenger RNA, 845 nt
Organism: Pelobates cultripes (western spadefoot toad)
Lineage: Eukaryota; Metazoa; Chordata; Amphibia; Anura; Pelobatidae
Source: the annotation of a GenBank genome assembly